AUGCCUCUCGUGUCCGACGAGCCGUCCGCAGAGCUCAUGGGAUACGUGAACCUCAUCGCCGCGCCGAACAGGGAACUUCUGCACAAGGCUCAGUUACAUUGCAUAUCCAAUGGCCAUCUUUUGGAAAACCGUCCUGAGCUUGCUAUUUUCGACGAUACCCCAGACCGCGGAAGAUACGUUGCGAAGUGCAGCAAAUCGCACGCUCAGAACCCCGGCGAGUACGGCCCAGGUGCCCUCUGUACUUUCGUAUCGGAUGCCCUACCUGAAGAGGAUCUAAGCUAUAUGCGGGGCCUGGACGUCUCUCCUAAAGAUCUCAUACAGUGUGUAGAGACGAUAAGGGCGGAUGUUCGGUCUCAUCACAUCGAGAAAGACAUUGCGGCGGAUGUCGAUCAUAAGCGUCGCAUUCCCGUGCGAGACAAGUACACAACGGUCGUUCCUAACCAGCGCAUUGGACGUUCAGAGGGAUCUCGAGCCAGACGCGGGAAUAACGCACCUCGCCCCAUCAGCUCAACCAUAGUGCUCGAGCGGAUGAUUAGCUCUUCAUCCCGGCCUAUGGUCACGGGUCGUCGGCAACCUACUCGGUUGAUUACCUUCCAAAUCGAAGUCCGGUUCUUCUUCAAGAAUGAUCAAGCACCGACUUCUAUCUUCCUUCCUAUAGGGUCGCAAGACGAUUUUAUACGAAUGUCCGACUACGGUGCGCAUUGGAAGACGCACGACAUUGAGUUCGAUGAGAUCAUUCUCGUCUUGGUCGUGGACCAGUCCACACAUCUCCCAGUUUGGGAACCUGUUCGUCUGGGCGACUGGGUAUCUGCCGUCCGGGUGGAGCCGCUGAUUGCCAGACACUAUGGCGUUGAACCUGCGCAGGAGCAAAUGCUGGAGGUCUACCGGCAUGCCUACAGAGGCUCAUUAACGACUUCCGUCUGA
Molecule: messenger RNA, 924 nt
Organism: Peniophora sp. CBMAI 1063
Lineage: Eukaryota; Fungi; Basidiomycota; Agaricomycetes; Russulales; Peniophoraceae
Source: the annotation of a GenBank genome assembly